AAAAGUUGGAGGAACCCGGAAGUUGUGCGACGCGCUCAGUUCGUGUGUGUGUUUUAUUUUUAAUUGAAUAAAGUGCUAAAGUGUUUGACGGUCAGUAAACAAACCGCCGGUGGAUUAAGCCGGUGUUUAUCUCCAGGUUGUGCUGCAGUUUAUCGAAUCAGCAGAGUUUGGAGAAGAUGGGAGUCGGAGAUCCGAACAGUCUGGAGCAGGGAGCGGCGGCUCCGGUGGAGGAGGUGGACAACGUGAAGUCGCUGCAGUCUCAGGUGGACGGCGUGAAGGACAUCAUGACGCAGAACGUAGAGCGAAUCCUGGCCCGUGGAGAGCGACUCGAUGAUCUGAUGGACAAGUCCGAGGACCUCCAGGCCGGGGCGCAGAACUUCAAGCAUACAUCACAGAAGGUGGCGCGCGCCUACUGGUGGAAGAACGUCAAGCUGGUCGUGGCGAUAAUCGUGGUCGUCAUCAUUAUCGUGCUCAUCAUCGUGCUGCUGGUUACCGGAGUGAUCCCCACCAGCUCAACACCGACAACCACCCCCACGUCCAAACCUCCCAAAUAGGAAAUUAACACCUUCACACACACACACACACACACACACACUUUAGAUCGUUAAAAAAAAUCCCACUCGGACGCUAAAUAGUCUGAAACUCGAAAACAAGCUCAUUGAGACAAAUAAAUAUGUAAUUUAUAACAUUCAUAUAGAUUGUAAUAUAUCAUAAAGCCCUGAACUGGUGUAGUGUCAGAUCAGGGUUUCAACCGAAAUUCUGUUUGCCUUUAUCUUUCUUUAAAAAAAAAACCUCAUUCUAAGCUAACAACCAAUUCUUAUUUAACCUGUGAAAUUCUGGGGUCUUAGGAUUUUCUAAACAAACAAACAAACAAAAAAAAGCAACAUUUAUGGUUACAUGCUGAAAUUUAUAAACAAUAAAAAGUGAUGCGUCAAAACAUCCGGAAUUCCACGGCUAAAAGUAGCUCUUUCAAGAAAAUCCUAUGUUGGAAAUUUCUGAAAAUCUGAACGAAAGAGGUUUAUAAAGUGCAUAUUGAAAAUGUGUCAGAAAAGGAACCCAAAUCUAAAAGGGCGUUAUUGUAUAUGCUGUACGCUGCGACAUUUAGUGACAAUAUCUGGAAAUUCUACAUUGGUACUUCAAGAAAUUCGAUGUUGAAUUAAACAAUUUAAGGAUAUUUAUUAGAAGUUAUAAAUAUAUAAUAUAUAAUGAUUUUUUAACAAAAAAUUUGUAAAAAUAUAUAUAUAUAUAUUUAUAUAUUUUACAAGUUAUUACAUUUAGAUUUUCCGUUAAGUUAAUAUCUUUACAAUUCUUUCUAACUCAAUUCCCACUCAUUAAAAAUAAUAAAGAUGAGAAAUUAAUCACAGGGACUUAAAGUUAUAACGAAGUUUAAAUAUUAACGGUUAAUAAGUUGUAACACAAUUUUUUCAAUCGAAGUGAAAAAUAUCAGAAAAGGGAUUCGUUUUUUUUUCCUGGACGAAGUUACAACGAAUUAUUUCUGACUAAUGAACGAAGGAAAUUCGAAUUUUUAUUGUUACAACUAUCAAGAAAUUCAACCCGAAUGCUGGAAAUGUUUAUUUGAAAUAAAAAUGGAUAGAAAUUUGA
This is a messenger RNA of Silurus meridionalis, 1602 nucleotides long. RefSeq names its product vesicle-associated membrane protein 8 (endobrevin) (gene vamp8). Gene Ontology annotation, biological process: SNARE complex assembly; vesicle-mediated transport; vesicle fusion. Bases 177 to 554 code for a protein of 125 amino acids. The record is from RefSeq and is a predicted model, not a curated record. Gene Ontology annotation, molecular function: SNAP receptor activity; syntaxin binding. The transcript is spliced from 3 exons. NCBI's taxonomy places the organism in Eukaryota, Metazoa, Chordata, Actinopteri, Siluriformes, Siluridae. Gene Ontology annotation, cellular component: SNARE complex; plasma membrane.